Messenger RNA from Solea solea (common sole), 3251 nucleotides. RefSeq names its product NACHT, LRR and PYD domains-containing protein 12-like. The transcript has 11 exons. The coding region runs from base 249 to 3143 and encodes 964 amino acids. Lineage: Eukaryota; Metazoa; Chordata; Actinopteri; Pleuronectiformes; Soleidae. Gene Ontology annotation, molecular function: protein binding. The record is from RefSeq and is a predicted model, not a curated record.
AUUGAGAACACUUCUUCCGGGUAUGAGAACCGUACUCGCUGCUCGCGUAUUUGAGCAGAACAGAACUUGGACUGAGGGUGAUUACGUUUCACAAGUACGGGAGUACGCAAGUUCGGAGAAGGUCACAUGAUCUGUGACUUUUGGUCAGACUCCACGUCUACUGCGCAGUAGAAGACAAAACGAGGACACAGCAGAGUCUCCAGGACCCAGCUGUCCCAGCUCUAGACGUGAACAUCUGAACUUCAGUAAUGAACCUGGAUCCUCAGACACAAACAGAUGUUGGUCUGCAGGAGGUUCUAGAUGAACAUAAGAUCGGUCUGAGGAGGAGAUUCGAACAUGUGACGGAAGAAACUGAUGGAACAGGAAAUAGAACCCUCCUGAACAAGAUCUUCCCUGAGCUCUACAUCACAGAGGGACAGAGUGAAGAGGUCAAUACUCAACAUGAGGUGAUGCAGCUGGAGACAACCUCCAAGAAGAAGAUCUUCCAGGACACUCCCAUCAAGUGCUGCGACAUCUUUAAAGCCUUACCUGACCAGCAGGGACGCAUCAGAGUCGUCCUGACCAACGGUGUCGCUGGUGUAGGAAAAAACUUCUCGGUGCAGAAGUUCACUCUGGACUGGGCCGAGGGUUCGGAAAACCAGGAUGUGAAUCUGCUGAUUCUGCUUUCGUUCAGGGAGCUGAACCUGAUCAGACAUCAGCAGCACAGUCUUCUCACACUGCUCCAUGUUUUCUAUCCAACAUUACAGAAGGUCAGCACAGAGAAGCUCGCUGUCUGUAAACUUUUGUUCAUCUUUGACCGCCUGGAUGAAAGCAGACUCUCACUGGACUUCAACAGCCGGACGCUUGUUUCUGAUGUCACACACAGGUCAUCAGUCAACGUGCUGCUGACCAACCUCAUCCAGGGGAAUCUGCUGCCCUCGGCUCUCAUCUGGAUAACUUCCCGACCUGCAGCAGCCAAUCAGAUCCCUCCUACAUGUAUUGACAGGGUAACAGAAGUAUGGGGCUUCACUGACGACCAGAAGGACGAGUACUUCAGGAAGAGAUCCAGAGAUGAAGAGCUGUCCAGCAGAAUCAUCUCACACAUCAAGACGUCCAGGAGUCUCCACAUCAUGUGUCAAAUCCCAGUCUUCUGCUGGGUCAGUGCUACAGUUCUGGAGCACAUGUCUACCACAGAGCAGAGAGAAGAGCUGCCCAAGACCCUGACAGACCUGUACUCACAGUUCCUGCUGUUUCAGACAAAAAAGAAGAACAAGUACGAUAAAGGUAGUGAGACAAGCCCACAGGAGCUGAUGGAGGCUGACAGGGACAUUCUUCUGAAGCUGGGGAGGCUGGCCUUUGAACAUCUACACAAAGGAUACAUCAUGUUCUACCAAGAAGACCUGGAGCGGUGUGGUCUUGAUGUGACAGAGGCCUUGGUGUACUCAGGAGUUUGUACAGAGAUCUUCAGAAGAGAGAGUGUGAUCUUGCAGAAAACAGUCUACUGCUUUGUUCAUGUGAGCGUUCAGGAGUUUCUGGCUGCAGUCUACAUGUUCCACUGUUUCACCAACAGGAAGACAAAGGUCCUGAAGAACUUCCUGGGAGAAGAAUACUCAGCCCAGAUCCAAACACCUCAUUUUCACUUAUCUCUGGAUGUGUUCCUGAAAGGAGCCAUGGAGAAAUCCCUUCAAAGUGAAAAUGGUCAUCUGGACCUGUUUGUUCGCUUCCUCCAUGGACUCUGUCUGGGGGACAACCAGAGACUCUUAGGGGGCCUGCUGGGUCAGACUAAGAACAGUCCAGAAAUCAUCCAAAUAGUCAUCAAGAACCUAAAGACGAUGAACACAGACAACAUCUCACCUGACAGAAGCAUCAACAUCUUCCACUGUCUGACAGAGAUGAACGACCAAUCAGUGCACCAGGAGAUCCAAGAGAUCAUGAAGUCAAAGGACAGAAGACAGAAUCUCUCUGAGAUCCAAUGCUCAGCUCUGGCCUACAUGCUGCAGAUGUCUGAGGAGGUUGUGGAAGAGUUUGAAAUGAGAAUGUACACAACAUCAGCCCAGGGAAUACACAGACUGAUUCCAGCUGUGAGGAACUGCAGGAACGCUGAGUUGACGAGAUGCAGUUUGUCAGAGAUCAGCUGUUCUUCUCUGGCCUCAGCUCUGAAGUCCAACCCCUCCCACCUGAGAGAGCUGAACCUGAACUGCAACAAGACGCUGCAGGAUUCAGGAGUGAAGCUGCUGUGUUCUGGACUGGAGAGUCCACACUGUAGACUGGAGACUCUGGAGUUGGGUGGCUGCGGUUUGUCAGAGAUCAGCUGUUCUUCUUUGGCCUCAACUCUGAAGUCCAACUCCUCCCACCUGAGAGAACUGGACCUGAGCAACAACAAGCUGCAGGAUUCAGGAGUGAAGCUGCUGUGUUCUGGACUGGAGAGUCCACAAUGUAGACUGGAGAGUCUGGGGUUGAUGAGCUGCAGUUUGUCAGAGAUCAGCUGUUCUUCUCUGGCCUCAGCUCUGAGGUCCAACCCCUCCCAGCUGAGAGAACUGGACCUGAACUUCAACAAGCUGCAGGAUUCGGGGGUGAAGCUGCUUUGUUCUGGACUGGAGAGUCCACACUGUAGACUGGAGACUCUGUGGUUGAUGGAAUGCAGUUUGUCAGAGAUCAGCUGUUCUUCUCUGGCCUCAGCUCUGAAGUCCAACCCCUCUACCCUGAGAACACUGAAUCUGAAAUACAACAAACUGCAGGACUCAGGAGUGAAGCUGUUGUGUCCUGGACUGGAGAGUCCACACUGUAAACUGGAGAGACUGGGGUUGAGUGACUGCAGUUUGUCUGAGAUCAGCUGUUCUUACCUGGCCUCAGCUCUGAAGUGCAACCCCUCCCACCUGAGAGAACUGGAGCUGAACUAUAACAAGCUGCAGGAUUCAGGAAUGAAGCUACUGUGUUCUGGACUGGAGAGUCCACACUGUAGACUGGAGACUCUGGAGUUGAGGGGCUGCAGUUUAUCAGACAUCAGCUGUUCUUCUCUGGCCUCAGCUCUGAAGUCCAACCCCUCCCACCUGAGAGAACUGGACCUGAAUGGGAACGAGCUGCAGGAUUCAGGAGCGAAGCUACUGUUUGAUCUUGUGAUGAGUCCAGACUACAGACUGGACACUCUGAGGUGGAUACCAUGAACUCGAUGAAUGUGAGAGUGAAGAGGACAGUGUGUGUGUGUCGACAGAAGAUGAGUUUCGUCCCGAGGCCUGCACUGCGACGCCGCUUUAACUGAUCUGUGACGAAAA